AUGAGUCAAAAUGAGACAAUGAUUGAUUUGCAUCAGAAUGGUACCUGCGAAUGGGCUGUCUCAUGUUUGGUUCCUGUCCUGGUUAUGUUCCUGUAUUGGAAGUGAACAGUGUCUUGUAGAUGGGAUCCUGGCACAGUUUCUCACCCCUCCUCUCUUCCUCUGCCCCCCCCUCUCGGUCUUCUUCUCUCCAGGUAUCCGGCCCCAGAUCAUGAACGGGCCGAUGCACCCUCGCCCCCUAGUGGCCCUGCUGGACGGGCGCGACUGCACCGUGGAGAUGCCCAUCCUCAAAGACCUGGCCACCGUCGCCUUCUGUGACGCCCAGUCCACACAGGAGAUACACGAGAAGGUAGAGUAA
Messenger RNA from Coregonus sp. 'balchen', 355 nucleotides. Lineage: Eukaryota; Metazoa; Chordata; Actinopteri; Salmoniformes; Salmonidae. The record is from the annotation of a GenBank genome assembly.